GAAUUUUCGCGACUAACUUUCUGUAACUGAAAAGUAUGAUACUGGUAACAUCCCCACCUAAUGACAAUGACGUAAUCAACAUACUGCGACGAUUAUCACGAAAAUAAUGUAAUAUGAUUGACUGUCAAGAAGUGUGACAAGAACGUAAGAAAAUAUAACCUUGCAAUUUGCAAAAACUGUGCAGCAUUAAAGUUUUGGUGGAAAAUGGAGCCACUCGGCGUAAUUAAUUUAUGUGAACAGUACUUUUUUGAUGCUGAUGAACUUCUGUUGUGUAACUGGAUUCUCAAUAAAACAAAUGCCACAAAUUUGUAUAUAAAAUUACGUGAAACCUAUUACAAAGGGCCGAUUGAAGAAGAUUGGUUAAGAAAUUACCAUGACAUCAUGUUUUUUCGAUUUUUUCGAAUACAAAAGUCAACGUUUUUAAACUUAUUAAAUGUUGUUCUGGAAAAUGACAACCAUAAGUUAAUGAGGAAAAAAUAUCACGGGGGUAAUUUACCAAUACCACCUGAGAAGGCUUUGCUUACGUUUUUAACAUAUAUGGCAACCCAAGAAAGUUUAUUGUCAAUUGGGCAAAGAUUUGGAAUUGUUCCAUCAACUGCAAUGAAUAUAGUGAAUGCUUUGCUUUAUAUUAUGUUAAAAAUAAAGAAGAAAUACAUAUUUUGGCCUCGAACUGAUGAAGAGGUAGAACAUAUAAUAAACGGUUUUACUCAUUAUCCAAAUGUUUUGGGUGCUAUUGAUGGUAGCCAGAUAGAUAUAAAAGUCGUGCCACAUACUCAACAUGACAGUUAUGUUAAUAGAUAUCUUAGACAUUCUAUUAAUGCUAUGGUGAUAUCUACUGCUGAAAAAAUUUUGACUUACGUUUUUAUUGGAUUCCCAGGAUCGGCCCAUGAUUCCAGAGUCUUUUCGAACUCAACAUUUGUCCAAAACAUUGCAACACAUGGUUCGCAGUUCUAUUUUCCUAAUGAAGAAUGUCAUAUAUUAGGAGAUAGUGCAUUUCCAUUAAAAAUGUGGAUGAUGACACCCUAUAAGCGUAGACCAGCUUUAAAUAGAAUUGAAAGACAGCACAACUAUCAUUUGAGUGCUGAUCGUGUUGUGGUCGAACAUAUUUUUGCCCGCAUUAAAGGUCGAUUUAGGAGAGUAAUAUUCAUUAACACCUACUCCAUUAGCAAAGCUAUUGAAAUAACCACUGCUGCAUGCGUUUUACAUAAUUUUUGCUACAUGAAUAAAGAUCAGUGGGAAGAUGAGCUCUAUGAAGAUGUUAACGAACAAGAGUUCAUUGCAGAAGACAAUGAUGAAGAAACUCGAAGAGCACAACUCAAAAGGAACCGAAUAGCUAGAGAAUUAUUAAACAAUGUAUAAUAUAUAUUAUAGAAAAUAAGAAAAGAUAGAUACAAUAUGUAUUAAAAACAACAAAACAUAAAUUCUA
This is a messenger RNA of Zophobas morio, 1426 nucleotides long. Its product is annotated as putative nuclease HARBI1. The record is from RefSeq and is a predicted model, not a curated record. Bases 205 to 1359 code for a protein of 384 amino acids. The transcript has 3 exons. NCBI's taxonomy places the organism in Eukaryota, Metazoa, Arthropoda, Insecta, Coleoptera, Tenebrionidae.